UUCCAGUUCUUCUAUCUUCAUCAUAAUCGAAAACCAAAUGGCUGUUUUUGCACAAAAAAUGCACACUAUCACAACAAUUUUCCUUCUCUUGCUAAUGGCUUCAUUGUCAACAGCAUUGCUGGAUGCUCAUUAUUAUGAUAAAACAUGUCCACAGGCUGAGAAGAUCAUUUUAGGGACAGUUUAUAACGCAUCCAUGCAUGACCCUAAAGUUCCAGCUCGUAUCCUAAGAAUGUUCUUCCAUGACUGUUUCAUAAGGGGAUGUGAUGCCUCGGUGUUGCUGGACUCAACUCCAGGGAACCAAGCAGAGAAAGACGGACCUCCAAAUAUUUCAGUUCGAUCAUUCUACGUGAUAGAUGAUGCCAAAACUAAACUUGAAAUGGCAUGUCCACAUACAGUUUCUUGUGCUGAUAUAAUUACAAUUGCAGCAAGAGAUGUUGUAACCAUGUCUGGAGGGCCUCGUUGGAAUGUGCUGAAAGGAAGGAAAGAUGGAAGGAUAUCAAAAGCUGCAGAAACCAUCAACUUACCAGCUCCAACCUUCAAUGUAACCCAGCUCAUUCAAAGCUUUGCCAAGAGAGGUUUAGGAGCCAAAGAUUUGGUUGCUCUAUCAGGAGGUCACACCCUUGGCUUUUCACAUUGUUCUUCUUUUGAAGCUAGGCUACAUAACUUUAGUUCAGCACAUGACGUUGACCCCAGUAUGAAUAAUGAGUUUUCACAAAAGCUACGAAAGAAAUGCCCAAAACCAAACAAGGAUCACAAUGCUGGGGAGUUCCUGGACUCGACCUCGUCAACUUUUGAUAAUGACUAUUAUAGGAGACUGAUGGCAGGAAAGGGUGUUUUUGGAUCGGAUCAAGCACUAGUUGGUGACUACAGGACUAGGUGGAUUGUUGAAGCAUUUGCUAAGGAUCAAAGUUUGUUCUUUAAGGAGUUCGUGGCUUCGAUGGUGAAGUUAGGGAAUGUGGGGGUUAUUGAAAAUGGUGAAGUUAGACUGAAAUGCAGAGUGGUGAAUUGAAAGAGAGCAAAGCCGACCCAAAUUUAUUAUUUUGUUUCCGGUUUAUAUGAUAAUGUAAACACUUAUUGUGUUA
This is a messenger RNA of Quercus robur (English oak), 1082 nucleotides long. RefSeq names its product peroxidase 66. The coding region runs from base 38 to 1009 and encodes 323 amino acids. Gene Ontology annotation, biological process: response to oxidative stress; hydrogen peroxide catabolic process. The transcript is spliced from 3 exons. Gene Ontology annotation, cellular component: plant-type cell wall; plasmodesma. NCBI's taxonomy places the organism in Eukaryota, Viridiplantae, Streptophyta, Magnoliopsida, Fagales, Fagaceae. The record is from RefSeq and is a predicted model, not a curated record. Gene Ontology annotation, molecular function: peroxidase activity; heme binding.